AUGGUGCUUGCUGGCUGGAGCGCAUCUGUUGUCGUGGCUCAAGAAAUCGUUUACGUUACUGAUCUUUCCAUCUUCACCGUUCUGGCUCCCUGCGCAGCGUCUGCCCUCUCCUACAACAUCCAGACGCAGACAUACGACAACUGCCCCGAAGCCGUGACCGACCUGCAAUCAUGCGUCUGCACCAAGGACGGCAACUCCAGGUCGGUCUCUGCCGGUAUCGUGAGUUCUGUCAGCUACAGCUGCGGACCAACAGCGUCUUCCGACCAGGCUAGCGCCGCCAGCGUCUUCGAAGCCUACUGCGAUCAAGAUGCUAUCACCCCGUUCCCUACGCCGUCAAUCGCGGUCACGCAGUAUAUCACCGACCUGUCGGCUUGGCAGGAGCUUGCGCCGUGUGCGGCGAGUGGUGUCUCGGAAGCUGUUCAUAAGUUCGACUUCGACCUGACUCCCCCAGGCACGCAGAGAUCUGACCCCCAAGCAAAGACGUUAGAUCUCUGUCCCGGAGACCCCAGCCUUUUAGCUACAUGUGCUUGCGAUAAGGACCAGAACUCUCUGCGAGCUAGUCAAGUGAUCAAUACUUCGGUGAAGUACUCGUGCCUCUCGCACACAGCAGACGUCGAGUCGGCCCAGGCAGUGUUUGCCGGCUACUGUGGCUUGGUGGGCGGUACUACCUCGUUCCCUGAGACGACGGAUCCUCCGGGAGACAUGACCUACUAUAUCACGGCACUGCCCGAGUACGCCUCACUGGCCCCAUGCGCGCAAUCCGCAGUGUCAUACGGCGUUCUAAGUCAAACAUAUGACCUCUGCCCCGGCGGUCCCAAGGCUCUGGCCUCGUGCGUCUGCCUCCGAGAUGACAUGUCCGACUUCGUAUCCAGCGUCAUCACCUCGGACGUGAAGUAUUCCUGCGAGUCUACCGCGUCGGAGGACAUCACCUCUGCGCUCGACGUGUUUGGUCUCUAUUGCAGCGCCGCCAAGGGCGUCGCUACGCCUGCUGGAGUCACUGAGUCUAUCGAGCAGACGGCUGCUACUGGCAAUAGCGGCACAGCUGCCACUGGGAAUAGUGGCGUCAAUGGACCCACGGAGACCGGAGGGUCUGGUUCAGGAGGCUCGACAGGAUCUGGCGGAUCUGGAUCUGGCAGCUCUGGUAGUAACUCUGGUGGCUCAAGCGGCGGUUCUGGGAGCGGAGGCACAUCGUCGAGGGCAGGCGGCGGAUCGCACGUCGGCGCCAUAGUAGGAGCGGUAGUCGGCGUGCUCGUCGCUCUUGCCCUUGCGGCUGUCGUCUUCUGGUUCUUCAGGCGCCGUUCCAGAGCCGCGAAGGCUCAAGCCAGUCAGCCCGCUGCCAUGCCCACUGGUCACGACAGCGGCGCUGGCAAACCGGAACUUGACAGCACAGCCGUCGCUCCACCACCACCGGCUGUCAGUCCAAGCGCGAGUACCCUGAAGACUAACACUCCCAUGCGAGCCGACAACGUAUCGCCUAUAUCUGGCUACAGCUCGCCGCAGACGUCGGAACUGCAGGGACUUGGUAAUGCUCAUGGACAGUACCCGCCCCCGCCGCCGCCCGUACCGCAGGUGUCGGAGCUGCAUAGCCAGAACAUGCACUCGCAGACGUCGGAACUUCAGGGGCAGGGCGCGCAUGCGACGGCUAGUCCCCAUGGUCAGACAACGCCGCAGGAGGCGCAUGGACGGCCGGUGUUCGAGGCACCUGGACAGGGUCGACCUCCGGUACCUGAGGCACAUGGCCAGCCCAGGUCUGAGCUUCAGGGUAUGGGAUGGCAGGCCGGGCCUGUUUCUCAUCUGCAUGAGAUGGAUGGGGGGUAUGGGGGACAUCAGCAGUCUCAGGCGCGGUGA
Molecule: messenger RNA, 1848 nt
Organism: Anthostomella pinea
Lineage: Eukaryota; Fungi; Ascomycota; Sordariomycetes; Xylariales; Xylariaceae
Source: the annotation of a GenBank genome assembly